CCGGUUUGUUCCGAGGCCUCGAGCUCGCUGCUGUAGAAUGAAGAUCUCUUCAGGAAAUACCACUUCUAUCCACCACGACACAGCGACCUUUACUGAAUAAUCGUUCUCGAAGCUCUCUCACUAGGAAAUUUAGGAAUAGGAAGGGGAAAAGAAUUUUUCUGCGCUCGAACAACUACAGUGUCGUUAGAUUGAGCUUUCUAUUCACCUAUUUUUACCAUAUAUUCAAUAGCUCUUCAUAUUCAUCUGUUCUGGCGACUCAACACUCUUACCGGUCCGUAAAAGGCAAUCUGGUACUAUCCUUUCCUCGAGUCACAACUUCUAUUGCCAACCAGACCCACCUGGAACAACGAACAGCAAAAUGUCGUCCUUGGCGGCCAAGCGUUUGCACCAGGAGCGGGUGAACUUCAAGAAAAAGCGGCCUUUCGGAUUUUUCGCCCGGUACACGACCAACAAGGACGGUUCGCAGAACAUGAUGAAGUGGCGAUGCGGCGUGAAGACAGAGGACGACGGUCCGUGGAAGGGCGCCACCGUCGAACUCACCAUGGAAUUUUCCGAGGACUACCCGGGGCGACCGCCGAAGGUGAUGCUCUGCUUGAUCGAGGGGAAGGCGGCGUUCCACCCGAACAUCUACCCCAGCGGGGCGGUGUGCCUUUCCAUCCUGAACGAGGACAAGGACUGGCGGCCGACGUUAACGGUGACCGGAUUGCUCACCGGGAUCAAGGACCUCCUGCACAACCCAAACCCGGACUCACCCGCUCAGGAGGAAGCGUUCAAGGUCUACAUCAAGGAACCCAAGCACGAUAUCCAAGAAAAAAACUGUGUAAGUGUAACUUUGUGUUGCAGACGAUGCAAGACACUUACAACUGGCAUGCUGGGCAUGCGUCAGAGGCUCCUUUCGUACGUGUUUUCAGCCACUAGCUACGCAUCACAGGUUUUCUCCGUCAUGCAGAGCAAACUUGUGAUGCUGUUCCUCCAAGAAAGUUACACUUACACAGUUUUUUUCUUGCAUACACGACGAGUGGCUGAAAAAGGUGGAGCAACAAGCGGAAGCGAUCAAAAGCGGAAAGGCGUACGAGGGGGUGGAGUGAAGGCCGCGCUGCUUCGCUUUCUUUGGAAUUGAUGUGAGGCAUUCAUAUUUCAAUUGAGCCCCUGUAGGUGUAGAACUAAGACUACUUGAGGGUCAGUCUUCAGUUCUCACUUUUAUUCAACAACGCGACUUUCCUCAUCCUUGGUUGCCCACAAACAUGUGAGAAUGAAUGUCGGCUGCUGUGGUCUUUUUACCGUAUGUCUCGAAGUAUUGGCUUGAACAAUUCGAAGCGAGAAAAACAUGCCUUACCCACAAACGGC
Messenger RNA from Amoebophrya sp. A120, 1347 nucleotides. The record is from the annotation of a GenBank genome assembly. NCBI's taxonomy places the organism in Eukaryota, Dinophyceae, Syndiniales, Amoebophryaceae.